UCGCGUCCUCAAAAUCUCGAUGGCUAACUCCUACAGUGACUCUCCGUCGUCCCAAUACAAUGAAGAAUCGACAGGCAUGUAAAUCAUACCUUAACACGCGAUUUAAAAUUUCAAUGUUGAACUCAUUUGAAUUCCUAACUUGCAUUGCAAUAGAGGAGACAAAACAAGAGAGAGCCGCUAUCGAAGAAAAAAUUAUAAAUGAAGAAUACAAGAUUUGGAAGAAAAAUUCACCAUUUCUUUAUGAUUUAGUUAUUACACACGCGCUUGUGUGGCCAACUUUGACGUGCCAAUGGUUCAAGGAUAUCGAACGGCCCGAGGGAAAGGAUUAUACCGUUCAGCGAUUGUUAAUCGGUACUCACACUUCAGACAAUGAUCAGAAUUAUGUCGAAAUUGCCAAUAUUCAACUCCCAAAAAAUGAUACGAACAUUGAUCCCCGAAAAUAUGAUGAAGAGAAAGGAGAAGUUGGAGGUUUCGGUGGCGCCUCCGAAAGUAGAAUCAAAGUUGUUCAAAGAAUCAAUCAUGACGGUGAAGUUAAUCGAGCAAGAUACAUGCCUCAAAAUCAGGACAUUAUCGCCACAAAGACGGUCGCGGGGGAUGUUUACAUAUUUGAUCGUACAAAGCAUCCGUUGAAACCCGUCGCUGAUGGUAUUUGUCAUCCAGAGUUAAAAUUGAGAGGCCAUACAAAAGAAGGGUAUGGUUUAUCUUGGAGCCCGUUUAAAGAUGGUCAUAUAUUAGAUGCCUCAGAGGAUACUACGAUCUGUCAUUGGGAUAUUACUGGGUACACUAAGGAGACACGAACGAUGGAGCCAUUUCGUGUAUAUAGAGGACACGAGGCAUUUGUUGAGGACGUAGCAUGGCAUACUCUUGAAAAACAUAUCUUUGCCUCUGUGGGAGAUGACCAAAAACUUCUUAUCUGGGAUACGCGGGCGGAUAAAGCUGAUAAACCUGCUCAUUCUGUUAUUGCGCAUCAAAGCGAAGUAAAUACAGUCUCGUGGAAUCCAAUGAAUGAACAUAUAUUGGUCACUGGUGCUGGUGAUAAGACUCUUAACUUGUGGGACCUUCGAAACCUCAAAAUUAAACUUCACACAUUAGUUCAUCAUCAGGGGGAAGUCUUGCAAGUCGAGUGGUCUCCCCAUGAUGAAACAAUUCUAGCAUCUGCCGGUGGAGAUCGAAGGGUUAACAUAUGGGACUUAAGUCGGAUUGGCUCGGAGCAAACUGCGGAAGAUGCAGAUGAAGGACCACCGGAGCUAUUAUUUAUGCAUGGUGGACAUACCAAUAAAAUUUCCGAUUUCAGUUGGAAUCCUCAUAUACCGUGGGUAAUUGCUAGCACUGCCGAAGACAACAUUAUUCAAGUUUGGCAACCUGCAGCAAAUAUUUACUCUAUUGAUGAUAGAGAAGUUCCUCCUGAAGAAUUGGAAGACUAG
Messenger RNA from Acaulospora morrowiae, 1424 nucleotides. Lineage: Eukaryota; Fungi; Glomeromycota; Glomeromycetes; Diversisporales; Acaulosporaceae. The record is from the annotation of a GenBank genome assembly.